AUGUUCACGGACUCAUCGCCAAAGUCGGAACAGCUGAACAGUGCGAACUCUCUGCCGAAGAAAGAGAACGGCUAUUUUCAAUGCGGCUUCUGUAAACGUCACUAUAAUCGAGCGGAUCAUCUAAUCCGCCAUGUUCGCUCGCAUACCCGAGAAAAGCCAUACGUCUGCGAUAUAUGCGACAAAGGCUUUGCGCGGCCCGAUCUGUUAAAACGCCAUGUGACCGGCCAUGCCAAUGACCGAGACCGGAAACGAAAACGAAGCUCAUCAGUGAUCAAGCAGAGUAGAGUCUCACAGGCAUGCAGAUCCUGCGCCACGUCAAAGCUCAAAUGCGACGAUGACAAGCCCUGUCGGAGGUGUCGCGAGCGCAACCAGCCCUGUGACUGGCAGGAUGCCUCUCAGGAUUCAUCGCCAGAGCCGGCACCGCAGCGCAAUAUCUUCGAUACGCCUGCGCAAAGCAAUUCGCAUAUGGACUUGACGACUUCGCCGGCAGUGACAUUCUCACCAAUGCCAACGCCGCUGGAGGAUUUCUCAGCGGCGACUAUUUUGAUGACCCCCAGGCCGUCUCUGUCAAACAACAUGAUUUCUCCUGAAGUUGCCCACGGGAGCGACGAACUGGUCCUGGAAGCGGUAGUAUCACCCAAUGACCACGAAAGUGGCAUAUUUAGUAUCGACGGCACAUUUUUUCCAAACUUCAUCCCCGACUCCUUGAUUCCUUCUCUUGCCCGAUAUAAUGAUCCGGAUCCAUCGCAAGUGGCAUCCGAAUAUGUCCAUUAUGGCGCGUUGGACAACCUUCACUUUGACUUUACCCUAACCGAUGGCGACUUCGGCCUGAUUGACUUGUACAACUCUCGGAGUCUUUUGCCAAACUUCUACACCCAGAACUAUGAAAUUUAUGAUACCGACAGUGGCAUCGGAAUCGGUGCAGAGGCCUACCACCGCUCAUCACUCUCCGCGUGGAAACCUGCGCCUGAAGAUCAUGCCUUUAAUGACCACGAAAACUUGUCUGUUCCCCAAGUAAUCAACAGCCCCGAAACAGGCGUUCUGUCAGAAAGGGCUUGCUUAUGUGAGCGGUUGACAUCUAGUAGUCGCGAUCUGAUUCUGAGCCUGGUUUUGGAAGUUAGUCGAGAGGCCAGCCUGAGUCGGAUCGUGAAGUCGUUUCCAAGCACAGACUUGCUGGAUGGACUGAUUCAGCAAUAUUUCGAGCUGCAGAAACAUACCGUUCAGACUUUUAUUCACAUGCCAACUUUUCAAACGAACGCCGAAGAUCCCGGUGUUCUUGCUGGCCUGGCUGCUGCUGGUGCCGUUUUAUCACCUGUUCCUACUAUCAGGAAACUCGGUUAUGCGUUGAACGAGAUGGUGCGGCUACAUCUGCCAGGAAAGUACGAACGAGAUAAUACAUUCACCCGUGAUCUACGGACCUCGCAAAUCUAUGCCAUAACUAUCGAUAUUGGUAUCUGGAGUGGGAACCGCCGAAAGACGGAAAUCGCAGAGAGCUUCGCACAGCCGCUCAUUACAAUGCUUCGUCGCGGUUUACGAUUUCGUCGCUCAGUUUACACUAAUAUUGUGCCUCUUGCAGAGGAUGCGGGACCUGUUCUCGAGGAGAAGUGGCAUGCAUGGGUUGAACAAGAAUCAUACAAGAGACUUGUUUACCAUCUCUUCAUGCAUGACUCCCAGACAGCAAUGUCUUUGAAUGUCAAUCCAAUAAUAUCAUAUGCCGACAUGGAGCUUCCUCUGCCCGCGUCCCGUCAACUAUGGGAGGCCAAAUCUGCCACCGAGUGGAAAGAUCUCUUUGGCGGAAUGACUCCAGAACGUCUACCAUCCCUAGCCGAUCUUCUCCGUGACAUGUCCCAACUCACAAUCUUCCAAGAUCGCGUCGACACCCAAUUUGCAGCAUCGAUCUUGAUCCACGGUCUAGCCGCGCUAAUCAAUGAGUACCAUCGACUAAAAUUCAUUUCAACCAAUACCUCCAAGCACUGGCAUGCCCUCGUGACAAACUCCCGCCAACAAGAACUGGACCAGGCUCUCCAGCAUUUCCGAAUGGUCUGCUCUGAACUGCGCAUCCAAUGUCGACCUGAGACCAUGCUCGUCUGCGAAGUUGUCUCUAUGCUCUUGCACAUGUCCCUCGAAGAACUCCAGCUCUUCGCCGGAAAGGAAGAUAAACAAGAGGCUCGCCGCGUGUACCAUUCCGCUCUGGAGUGGAUUGCCAGUUCGGAUUCCCGCCGAGCGGUCUGGCAUGCCGGCCAGGUCAUCCGCGCUGCGAGAAGCAUGCCUCCUGGCUCCGUCACAGGCUUCUUGGCUAUCGGCGUUUACUACGCGGGUCUUGCGUUUUGGUCUUAUAGUGUUGUGUCCAAGGCGAACACUGCCCGAAUCACGGGGACUCCUCAUUCCCCGCCUGAACUCACGGCCGGCCCUACGGUCCUUCUGGAUGGCCAUGAUAUACCCGAUGUCUCCAAGUUUGUUACCCUAGCCUGCGGCUCCCCUGCCUUACAGGGUCCCCGGGGAGCGGUCUAUUUGGUUGAUCCGGGGUCUACAAUGGAUGUUUUGCAAGCGAUCCUUCGCAUGGAGAACUCUGACAGAACGCCUCCAUUGGUCCAGAUGUUGGCUCAAUUAAUGGGGGAUUUGGGUCACUGUGUAAGAGGUGGUUGA
Penicillium nucicola is the source of this 2646-nucleotide messenger RNA. Its product is annotated as putative C6 and C2H2 transcription factor RegA-like. The transcript is spliced from 4 exons. The record is from RefSeq and is a predicted model, not a curated record. Gene Ontology annotation, biological process: regulation of DNA-templated transcription; DNA-templated transcription. Lineage: Eukaryota; Fungi; Ascomycota; Eurotiomycetes; Eurotiales; Aspergillaceae. Gene Ontology annotation, molecular function: DNA-binding transcription factor activity, RNA polymerase II-specific; DNA binding; zinc ion binding. The coding region runs from base 1 to 2646 and encodes 881 amino acids.